AUGAGGAGAGAGAAUCAAAGCAGCGUGUCCGAGUUCCUCCUCCUGGGGCUCCCCAUCCCACCAGGGGAGCAGGACGUGUUCUUCACCCUGUUCCUGGGCAUGUACCUGACCACGGUGCUGGGCAACCUGCUCAUCAUCCUGCUCAUCAGGCUGGACUCUCGCCUGCACACGCCCAUGUACUUCUUCCUCAGCCACUUGGCCUUCACUGAUGUCUGCUUUUCAUCUGUCACUGUCCCUAAGAUGCUCAAAGACAUGCACACUAAGUAUAAAUCCAUCCCCUACGCAGGGUGUAUUUCACAGAUGUAUUUCUUCAUUUUUUUUACUGACCUGGACAGCUUCCUUAUUACAUCAAUGGCAUAUGACCGAUAUGUUGCCAUCUGUCACCCUCUUCAGUACACCACUAUCAUGAGGAGAGAGCUGUGUGUUUUACUAGUGGCUGUGUCCUGGAUCCUGUCCUGUGCCAACUCCCUUUCCCACACCCUCCUCCUGACCCAGUUAUCCUUCUACAUGGAAAGAAGAAACCAGACCAGCAUCUAUGAGUUUCUUCUCAUGGGGCUCUCUGAGAAGCCAGAGCAGCAGCCUCUCCUGUUUGGCCUCUUCCUGGGCAUGUACCUGGUCACUGUGCUGGGCAACCUGCUCAUCAUCCUGACCAUCAGCUCUGACAUGCACCUCCACACCCCUAUGUACAUCUUCCUGGCCAACUUGUCCUUCUCUGACAUUGGUUUCAUCUCUACCAUAAUUCCCAAAAUGCUAGGUAAUAUUGGCUCAGGGAAUAAGCUGAUUUCUUAUGGUGAGUGCCUUACACAACUCUAUUUCUUUGGCCUCUUUGCAGAUCUAGACAACUUUCUCCUGGCUGUGAUGGCAUUUGAUCGCUAUGUGGCCAUCAGCCACCCCCUCCAUUAUGCCAUGACCAUGAACUCCCAAUGCUGUGUCCUUUUGGUGGCUGGGUCAUGGGUGGUCACUAUCCUCCAUGCCCUAGUGCAUACCCUCCUAGUGACCAGGCUUUCUUUCUGUGGCCCCAAUAUCAUCCCCCAUUUCUUCUGUGAUCUGGUCCCCCUCCUGAAGUUGGCUUGUUCCAGUACUUAUGUCAAUAGUCUGAUGCUCAUCUUUGUAGCAGGAAUACUGUUAAUUGGACCCUUUGUCUGCAUCCUUACAUCUUACUUUUACAUUGCAUUGGCUAUUCUAAGAAUUGAUUCCCCAAAGGGUAAGCAAUAGGCCUUCUCCAACUGCAGCUCCCACCUGUCUGUGGUCUCUCUGUUUUAUAGCACAGCUAUUGGGGUCUAUUUAUGUCCUCCAUCAUCCACCUCAGGUGGAAAGAACAGAGUCUUCUCAGUGAUGUACACAGUGGUCACCCCCAUGCUGAACCCUUUCAUCUACAGCCUGAGAAACAAGGAUAUGAAAGGGGCUCUAGGAAAGCUUCUCAGAAGAAAAACACUCUAA
This is a messenger RNA of Myotis daubentonii (Daubenton's bat), 1440 nucleotides long. RefSeq names its product olfactory receptor 1f45-like. NCBI's taxonomy places the organism in Eukaryota, Metazoa, Chordata, Mammalia, Chiroptera, Vespertilionidae. The record is from RefSeq and is a predicted model, not a curated record. Gene Ontology annotation, biological process: G protein-coupled receptor signaling pathway. Gene Ontology annotation, cellular component: membrane. Gene Ontology annotation, molecular function: G protein-coupled receptor activity; olfactory receptor activity.